AUGGCCGAAGUACAAUCACCGCCCGCGCAGACAGCGCCAGCGCCCACAAACAACGAACCCUCCCUCGAACCCUCGACAUCGACCUCCACCGAACUCGCGCCUAUGACGACCGAACAAAUCAUCAUCACCACCAAUGCCGAAGGCAAGAAAGUCAAGAAGAUAAUUCGCCGCAAGCGCCGCCCUGCACGCCCCCAGGUCGACGCAGCAACAUUCAAAACAGACGCGCCGCCGCCCACCGGCACAAUCUUCAACAUCUGGUACAACAAAUGGUCCGGCGGCGACCGCGAAGACAAAUACCUCUCCAAGACCGCUGCACAGGGGCGCUGCAACAUUGCCAAAGACAGCGGUUACACAAAAGCCGACAAAACACCAGGAGCCUACUUCUGCCUCUUCUUCGCGCGGGGCAUCUGCCCCAAGGGCGUCGACUGCGAAUACCUGCACCGCCUGCCGACCGUCACCGACAUGUUCCCGAGCAACAUCGACUGUUUCGGGCGCGACAAGCACUCAGACUACCGGGACGACAUGGGCGGCGUGGGAAGUUUCCAGCGGCAGAACCGCACGCUGUACAUUGGACGAAUCCACGUCACCGACGACAUCGAGGAGAUUGUCGCGCGCCACAUGCAGGAAUGGGGCCAGGUGGAGCGCACGCGCGUGCUGACAGCGCGCGGCGUCGCUUUCGUCACGUACAUGAACGAGGCCAACUCGCAGUUUGCAAAGGAAGCAAUGGCGCACCAGAGCCUCGACCACGGCGAAAUCCUAAACGUCCGCUGGGCCACCGUCGACCCCAACCCGGCCGCUGCCAAGAGAGAGGCCCACAGAAUUGAAGAGCAGGCCGCCGAAGCCAUCCGCAAGGCGCUGCCCGCAGCCUACGUUGCCGAGAUAGAGGGCCGGGAUCCAGAGCAGAAGAAGCGGCGGAAAGUCGAGGGCAGCUUCGGGUUACAAGGCUACGAGGCACCAGACGACGUGUGGUACGCCAAGGAAAAGGGCGACUGGGAACAAGCACGCGAGAUUGAGUCGGGCGGGCUGGAGAACAGGAAGAUGAUCGAGGCGGGCGGGCAAGACGAAGACACAGAAUAUGGCGCGCUUAUGGCGCCACAGCAGAUCACACAAGCUGGAGGGAACGGGAUACUGUCCGGCUCAACACUUGCGGCCCUGAAGGGAUACACAGCGACUGCGUCAAACAAGCGACCAGCACCGUCAGGCCCUCUGCUGGCUGGGUACGGCAGUGAUGAUGACAGCGAUUAG
Ascochyta rabiei is the source of this 1245-nucleotide messenger RNA. Its product is annotated as Pre-mRNA-splicing factor. Bases 1 to 1245 code for a protein of 414 amino acids. NCBI's taxonomy places the organism in Eukaryota, Fungi, Ascomycota, Dothideomycetes, Pleosporales, Didymellaceae. The record is from RefSeq and is a predicted model, not a curated record. Gene Ontology annotation, cellular component: Prp19 complex; U2-type catalytic step 1 spliceosome; U2-type catalytic step 2 spliceosome. The transcript has a single exon. Gene Ontology annotation, molecular function: pre-mRNA binding; U6 snRNA binding; metal ion binding.